Spirometra erinaceieuropaei is the source of this 1121-nucleotide messenger RNA. The record is from the annotation of a GenBank genome assembly. Lineage: Eukaryota; Metazoa; Platyhelminthes; Cestoda; Diphyllobothriidea; Diphyllobothriidae.
AUGAAAUGUUCGCUCCCUUUCGGACAAGCUGAGGAGCAGCCGACCGGGAUGGAGGACGAGCUAGUGGCUCGGGAACAGGCGUACUACAAGGUGGAUAUCGUUACACUCAGCGAGACCCGGUUGUCCGAAAAAGGUCAACUGGAGGAGGUGGGUGCCGGCUACACCUUCUUCUGGAGCGGCCGCCCCAAGGCAGAGCGACGGAGGCGGGCGUCGCCUUUGCCAUCCGGAAUGACAUCGUGAAACCACUACCCUGUCCGCCGCUGAAUACCAACGAUCAACUGCUGAGCUUCCGCCUGCCUCUCCGGGGAGACAAAUUCUCCACCAUCGUUGACGUCUACGCUCCCCUUCGUAACCAGCACUGACGCCGUAAGGGACAAAUUCUACGAGGACCUACACGUCCUCCUGCCAACUAUGCCCAAGGCGGACAAGUUGAUUGUCUUUGGUGACUUCAACGCCCGCGUCGGCACAUACCACGAUGCCUGGAGAGGAGUGCUGAGUCCCUAUUGUCUCAACGGCUCCAACGACAAUGGCCUGCAUCUCCUGCGAACCUGCGCACAACAAAGGCUCAUUCUGACCAACACCUACUUCCGCCUCCCGAUGCGAGAGAAGACCACCUGGAUGCACCCUCGGUCGCGUCAGUGGCACCUGCUGGACUAUGUCCUCAUCCGGAGGCGAGAUCAGCGGAACGUGCUGGUGACAAAGACGAUCGCGGGUGCUGACGGGUGGACCGACCAUCGCCUCGUCAUCUCGCAGAUGCGUAUUCGCCUACAGCCUCGCAGGAGACCACAAGGUAAUCGACCCCAAAUAAACUGAAUAUUGCCUUGUUGUUUUUGCCUGCUCACCAUCUCCAUUUCGGCAUUGAGCUAGCUCAACGGCCAGCUAACAUUCCAGUCGUCGCCACCGCCGCCGACGAGAACGCCCCCGUGGAGAACCGAUGGUGUCGACUGCGCAGCACAGUCCAGUCAACGGCCCUGGCUGUCCUGGGUCGCGCACGUCGCCAACACUCGGAAUGGUUUGGGGACAACGACGCCGCCGCCAUCGGCAACCUGUUCGCCGAGGGGAACCGAUUGCACCAAGCCUACGUAGACCGCCUUACUGAUGAAAACAAAGCAGCCUUCUAA